Messenger RNA from Moneuplotes crassus, 1927 nucleotides. Lineage: Eukaryota; Ciliophora; Spirotrichea; Euplotida; Euplotidae. The record is from the annotation of a GenBank genome assembly.
AUUUAUUUGAGGAAGUGCUAAACACAAAUGAGCGAGGAAACAUCUGACCUUGUAGAAGAACUCAGGACUAAAAUAUCAAAUCUCGAAAGUGAAGUAGCUACUCUUUCUGGAGAGAAUGAUAGGCUAAACUCUAUUAUAAAGAGUAAAGAAGACGCCAUUCAAGAGAUGGAUUCCACUCAGAAAUAGCCUGAAAGACCAGAUAAAGGCAGCGGGACCGGAGAUUUCUGAAAAUACUGACUACAAAGCCCAGCUUGAAUCCAAGGACCAAGAGAUAGCACUUCUCACGAAGAAAUUAGCCUCUCUCCAGACUGUUGAAGAUGAAAAGAAGUCUUUAGAGAACCAGAUCAAAGCGUUAGAGGCUGAUCAUGAAAUUGAGGUAAAAAGUCUGCAAUUAAAACUUUCUCAAUUUGAAAAUAAAAGCCAAAAUGAAGAAUUUAAUUCCGAUGAAAACCAACUAGUCCAAGUCAACCUUAAUAUUAUUGCUGAUGAAGAUGCAGAGAAGGACCAGCUUAACAGAGACAAGGCAAACCCCAAUGAGCUAAUCCAGGAAAAAGUAGAGAAGAAGAUGAAAGAUCAAAUGGAUGCCAUGAAAGAAGAACUUUAUGGCCUUAAGGAACAACAUGAGCAACAUACCUCUCACAUUACUGAUGAGCUUGAUAACUUAAGGCUUGAAAUCAAGGAAAAAAUGGACCUGAUUGAUGUCCUUGAGACCAACAACCAAGACCUUGAAAUGAGAGCUGAAAGAGCGGAAGAAGAAGCUAGAAAUUUAAUGCAUGAGCUUGAACAAACCCAAGACCAACAGAUCGAGCAACAAGAUAAAUUCGAUGGAGAUAAAGAGGAGCAAAUCGCUCAAAUGCAUGAAGACAUGCAGAGGCUACUUGAGUUUAAAAACGAACUUGAAGCCUUAAUAGAAGAACAAAACGGGGAUAUUGAGGGGAAAAAUGAAAAAAUAAACAAACUCACUAAUGAGCUUAAACACUUUAAGGGUGAGUUUGAGAAAGGAGAUUCUUAUGUAAAGAAUUUAGAAAAACAACUCAAGGAAUAUAAGUCAAAAUGCUCCGUUGCCACCGCCAAAUUUAAUAGGCUAAAGCAAGGCAAAAUUACUGAACUUCAGAAGAAGAAUAGAGAUCUGAAAAGUGAGGUCACUGUUCUGAAAGAUAUGGUGAAAAGUAGCAAAAAUGAAGUUAGAUCAAAAGACAUCAGCAUCAAGAAAUUCAGGAAGAGACUAACAAGUUUAGAAAAGAUAUCUCAAAUCAGGUCUAAAGUUUCAGAGAUUGCUAGUAUGAACUCUGGGCGUUCCAAUAGGGGAAGAAGCAGAGAAAGAGAUGAAGAUCAUUAUCCUUAUGAAGAAGAGUAUGAUUAUGAAAAUCAUCAUCAAAACCAUCAAGCCAUUGAAGAAGCUGCUGAGAGUUUAGAAGCUACUGGAAAUCAACAGCCAUACUAUGAAUCUCCACAGAAGCCAGUACUUUACUCUAAGACACCAAAUAUAAAAAUAUCAAAGAACAUUAAUAACUCUAAGAUUACGAGUCUGAAGAAGUAUAGUCCUGAUAGGAUCCAUCCUGGACGCUCGAUGCCUAGAAUGAAUAGUAAUCCAUUCAGCUCAAAAGUUACCAAAGGAUAUGAUUACUACAAGGAUUCCUUGAGUAAGCCAGAUUUCAAGAACAACAGCUACGGGAUGAAAGGUGUCUUCUCCCAAGCAUCUGGAGACUUUGAGCUCCCAGCUAUCAAAGAGUCCCAAGGAGCUAUCAUUUUGGACAGAAAGAGGUUGGAUGUCCUCAAAAGAGACAUUUAAGAUACUAAGAGUUCCAGCAAUCUUUUAGAUGCUUUUAUAAACUCCUCAAGAGGAAUAGGGUAUCAGUAAUACUUACCAGCAGAACUAUAAGAUUUGCUAAGGCACUAAUAAAAUUUUAUAUCUAAGUGUUUAAAC